Talaromyces proteolyticus is the source of this 1017-nucleotide messenger RNA. RefSeq names its product putative mitochondrial GTPase. The transcript has 2 exons. Lineage: Eukaryota; Fungi; Ascomycota; Eurotiomycetes; Eurotiales; Trichocomaceae. Gene Ontology annotation, molecular function: GTPase activity; GTP binding. Bases 1 to 1017 code for a protein of 338 amino acids. The record is from RefSeq and is a predicted model, not a curated record. Gene Ontology annotation, cellular component: mitochondrion.
AUGGCCUCCAAAUUCAUUCCUCGCAACGUGUUCCCCCUCUCCGAGUCGAUACCACGAUCAUAUUUCCUGGGUCAUCAUAAAGCGGGCUUGGAGAAAAUGAAGAAGAAGAUAGAUUCAGUAGAUUAUGUCAUUGAAUGCCGAGAUGUGCGGAUUCCCGUCACCUCCAUCAACCCUAUGUUUGAGGAGGUGCUUGGAGGGAAACGGCGUCUCAUUGUAUAUACGAAGCGUGAUUUAUUAAACUCAAACGACAAUAUCUUGCGAAAGAACAAAGAGAGGGUCCGCAAAUUGGACAGCAAGGCGGCCGCUGUUUUUUUUACCACCUCCACGUUCUCACAUUCUGGAAAGCCGAUACUUGAGCAAUUGAAGUCGGAUGCUCGUGCAACUAAUAACCUGGGCACUUGUCAGGUGAUGGUGGUUGGCAUGCCCAAUGUUGGGAAAUCUACAUUGAUAAACACACUUCGAAACGAAGGGGUUCAUAAAGCCAAAGCUGCACAGACUGGGGCACAGCCUGGAAUAACGCGGAAAAUGGGGACUCCGAUAAAAAUUCUGGACAGGCCUAAUGGAUCUUCCGUUUAUAUCCUGGAUACACCGGGUGUUUUUGUCCCUUACAUUCCCGAUGCAGAAAGGAUGUUGAAAUUAGCUCUCUGUGGGUGCGUGAAGGAUACGAUUAUUGCACCAGUCACAUUGGCCGACUACUUAUUGUACCAUAUCAACCAAAACAAGCCGGACGUCUAUGAGAAGUGGUGCGAACCUACUAACGACGUAAAUUUACUCCUUGAUCGCUUUGCUCACCAAACUGGGCUGCUUGGAAAGGGCGGCAUACCGAAUAUUGACCAAGCUGCGCUUAAUCUUGUGCAAAAAUGGCGAGCAGGUGAAUUGGGGGGCUUUUUCCUAGAUGACAUACGAGCGGAACUAAAAAAGGAGCGUGAUACUCAGAACGCUCUUGGGAUUGGACUAUAUAAGAACAAAACGCCUGCAAACAAAAGAAAAAACGCGAGAGACGCGCAGACGACUUAA